AUGAGUGCACCAAUCACAGUUUCUUAUUCAGGGCGUAGCAGAUUAGGCAUCAACAAGCCAGAUGUACCAUCAGAUCCCAGUAUUAUCACUGACUCGCCUGAUAAGAAAUUCCCUUGCGGUCUGAUGAAUAAGACGACGUGCCCCAACAAUGAUCUCUUUGCCGUGAAUCCUGCGUCACCGAAAUCAGUAGCGCUAUAUGGACACGCUCAAAUUGUCGGGGAUCCUGAACCUGCUUCUGACGCAAAAUCAGAUACACAGCGGUUCUCAUCAAAACGGCGACUAGGCGAUGAAACAGAUCUGGAACUACCCUGCAAACGAAGUAGUAGCGACUCUUUAACAGCAAAAGAUCAUCUGUGUACGCUGUAUUCAUACUUCUCAGAGGCGUCACUUCACGAACGUCUUGAUUUUCUUUCUUGGUUGUUUAGAAGUGAGUUAUCCGAGUCAUUGCUUGCAUCUAGCGUUGAACUUCCCUUCACGCGAGUCAAAACGGCAGAUCAGUGUGCGGAAUCCGCUCGAACACAACACUGCCGACCUCCAGCCACUCCCAACGGCAGACGUGUCACUUCCACUAGGUCCAUAAAUGGCAAAGGGUGGGAACCCGAUGAAAUCAACUUUCUCGUGCAGUUGAAGGAAGCUGGAUUGCCGUGGUCUGUGAUAGCAAAUAGGUUCAGAGAACAAUUCCCGGGAAGGUCUAUAGGCUCAAUUCAGACUUUGAAAGUCACUGUUGUCAUCAGACUCACGGUAGCCGAGGCUCGUGUCCUAGCCUUUGAAAGACCAGAAGCCGCGGGUCAGCGGUACUUGGUCGCCAAUUCAGCGUACAGCUACCAGCAAAUCUGCGAUAUCAUCCGGGAGAAGUUUCCUGAGCUCCAAGGAUCGACACCAAAGGAUACUCUCGGAGAACCUUUCCCUCCAGUCUACAGAUUGGACACAUCUAAGAGUCACGUGUCGCCAGAAAAUUAUUAUUCCGCUCCGAGACAUGGUUUUAUGAAAAACUUCUUGGCUGCUUCUUCAGCUUCAAAACCUACCGGCAUAAUUGACAGAUUUAUUCGCCCCCAUCGAGAGAAUACGCGCCAGCCAGGCUUUUGGAAGCUUGCAAAUGGUGGUAGCGAUGACAAAGCUGGUCUUGAAGAUCAGAUUGAAAGUCAGUCUGUCGAAGGCCUUCGUACUUUUGAAUAUGCUACAUCACAAAGUAGUUCUCUUACUCCGAAUGAUUCAGCUUCACAAAUUCAGUCAUCCACUCUAAUUAAUCCUUUUCUCGAGCCUCCAAAGCCAAAGAGACAGCAAAAAGAAACUUCAUGGCAUAGAAUUCUUGACUUCCAAGAGAUAGAAGACCCUGAUACUGGUGAGAAUCUAGCAUCUAUUGUCUAUAAGGUUCUAUGCGAACUAGACAUUAAAGCUAAGCUUAUUUCCAUUACUAGCGAUAAUGCAAGCAAUAAUUUAGAAAUGGCUGAAAUUCUCCAUAAUUUACUUAAAGCCAAUUAUGAACAAGGCAAUACUCAGCAAAUAAUGAGAUAUCAAGGAGAAGGUAGCUUUAUUUGUUAUCUUAUACAUAUUCUAAAUCUGAUUGUUAAGGAAUUUCUUGCCGUUUUGAAAGCUAGUGAUAUUACAGAAGACUUUCAGAUUAUUGAAGAUUUAGAGAAUAAUCCAUCUCUUGCACAAUCACAAAAAGUUCAGGAGAGGGAGGGAAAGUUCAAGGACUUUGACGCAGAUGUCGCUAAUGCAGCUAAGAGCGCUAUGAGGAAAUAUGACAAGUACUAUACUCUUAUGGAUGAUUCAUGCGAUAUUCUCUAUAUUACAAUGCUCUUGGAUCCUCGGUUUAAGAAACUUGUUCUUGAGCAUGAGUUAUGGGAUGAAGCUCAGGAUAUUAUUACUGCUAUGCAAGAGCAGCUUGAGAUCCAGUAUCCUAUAACUCAUAAGCCUAAAUUUUUUAUAGCUUCAGAAGAACCAGGACCAUCAGUCACGUUGCAAAAUCCGCAUAAGACCAUAGUAUGCAAAGGAAUUGACUGUUGGAUAAUGCUUCGUGAUACGGACCGUAGUUAA
Molecule: messenger RNA, 2040 nt
Organism: Talaromyces stipitatus ATCC 10500
Lineage: Eukaryota; Fungi; Ascomycota; Eurotiomycetes; Eurotiales; Trichocomaceae
Exons: 9
Coding region: 1-2040 (679 amino acids)
Source: RefSeq, a predicted model, not a curated record